Molecule: messenger RNA, 1470 nt
Organism: Letharia columbiana
Lineage: Eukaryota; Fungi; Ascomycota; Lecanoromycetes; Lecanorales; Parmeliaceae
Exons: 1
Coding region: 1-1470 (489 amino acids)
Biological process (GO): transmembrane transport
Cellular component (GO): fungal-type vacuole membrane
Molecular function (GO): transmembrane transporter activity
Source: RefSeq, a predicted model, not a curated record
AUGCCCAUCAAAUGGUUCUACAAUGAAUUCGGCAUCGCCUCUGUCUACCACACCGGCCGCGAUGCGUGGCUCGUUAUCCUCGGACGAUCCUGCCGCAUGUUCGCCUACGGAGCGAAUUCCCUUAUCAUGGCUCUCUUCUUCUCCUCUCUUCAGUUCUCAGACUUCCAGAUUGGGCUGUUCAUGACCCUGACCCUCCUCGGAGACGUUCUCCUCUCUCUUUUUAUGACUCUGGUGGCGGACAGAGUCGGCCGGCGCCGCAUCCUCUUGGCCGGCGCUUCCUUGAUGGUAUUAUCCGGGGCAGUGUUUGCCAUUUCCGAGAAUUUUUGGAUCCUCCUCGUUGCUGCCGUGGUUGGUGUUAUCAGCGCGACUGGUGGUGAUUUCGGGCCCUUCCGUGCGAUCGAAGAGUCGACGAUAUCCCAUCUCACUACGCCUAAGACACGCUCGGAUGUGCUGUCCUGGUAUGUGACAGUCUCGAGCCUUGGGUCGGCUGCUGGUACCGAGUUUUCUGGACGCGCUGUUGAUUUCUUACGAAAGCUCAACGGUUGGACAAUAACGAAUGCGUAUCAUGCGAUAUUCUGGCUGUACAUAGUUAUGGGGAUAGUGACUAUAAUCGUCACGCUAUUAAUGAGCGACAAGUGCGAAGUUGCAGAGACGCCUCCGGAAGCUGAGGCGUCUGAGAGGUUGCUUGACGAGAGACAGCAAGGGGCUGAAGCUGCGGAUGAGGACAAUGAUGAGGACAACCAGGACCUGAAUUCGGCUCCGGUCCACAAGCCGGAAACACCUCAGAAGAAAAUUCUGUUUGCUCAGAUAUCGUCAGAGACUCGUUUGAUUAUGUACAAACUAUGGUUUCUCUUGACUAUCGAUUCCCUGGCCGACGGAAUGGUUUCGUUAUCCUUGACCUAUUAUUACAUCGACCGAAAAUUCCAUCUAUCAAAGUCAACCCUUGGAGACAUAACAUCUGCAAGCUAUUUACUCUCUUCCUGCUCCACGGUCUUCGCCGGGCCCCUUGCUCGACACCUUGGUCUUAUUAACACCAUGGUUUUCACACAUCUUCCGUCCUCCACGGCUGUUCUCCUCUUCCCUAUUCCUCAGGGAGUCCCUCUGACUGUGACUCUGUUUUUCAUUCGCACGGGUCUGAACAAUAUGGAUCAGGCGCCAAGAACAGCCUUUAUAGCAGCCGUAGUGAAACCUGAGGAGCGUACAGCAGUCAUGGGAAUUACAAGCAUGUUAAGGACAUUGGCUUCGGCGGUUGGUCCUAGUGUUACCGGCUUACUCGCCGGUAAUGAUAGAUUCUGGAUCGCUUUCGUGGUUGCGGGAGCUUUGCGGAUCUGCUAUGAUCUUGGCUUGUUUGCUAUGUUUGUAAAUAUGAAGCUACAUACACAUGAGUCGAAGGACCAGGUUAACAGCCCCAGACAAUCAAAUGACGAGGAAGAGUUGACGGAACUGGAACCGAUGGGGCAAGCGACGUGA